AUGAAACACACUCUUGCUAAUGGCCAAUCGCAAGUCGGCGAAAAGGUGCCAGAACUGCUCCAGUCAGCGUCCACUGGUCGCCCACACGGACAGGGCAAUGAUCGGCUCGACCCACCCUCCCCGACCCCUUCGUGCCUCAGCUCCGCCUCGCUUUGGCUCCUCUUUCUGGUUGCCUUUUUGCAGGGAGGGCAGGACGCCAUGGCCACUGUGAAGGGCAAUUGGUAG
Messenger RNA from Protopolystoma xenopodis, 225 nucleotides. Lineage: Eukaryota; Metazoa; Platyhelminthes; Monogenea; Polystomatidea; Polystomatidae. The record is from the annotation of a GenBank genome assembly.